Molecule: messenger RNA, 1524 nt
Organism: Diaporthe amygdali
Lineage: Eukaryota; Fungi; Ascomycota; Sordariomycetes; Diaporthales; Diaporthaceae
Exons: 6
Coding region: 1-1524 (507 amino acids)
Molecular function (GO): monooxygenase activity; iron ion binding; heme binding
Source: RefSeq, a predicted model, not a curated record
AUGUCGUCCAGAGAUACGCUUGCUUUCGCCCUGGGCUCAUUCAAGCUUCAGCAUGUCUGGAUCCUGGCUGCAGGCGUCCUGAUCUUCACUCUCGCAUACCACGCCGCUUUCUUCGUCUAUAAUAUCUACUUCCACCCUCUCUCCAAGUACCCCGGCCCUCGCCUUGCCGCAGCAGGUCCUCUGUGGCUCGCAUCGUCCUACAUCGGCGGGAAGACACCCGCCGAUCUUCUCGAGCUGCACAACAGAUACGGGCCCGUCGUUCGAACAUCUCCAAACGAGCUGUCAUACAUCAAUGCUCCCCAGUGGAAGGAGAUUUACGGCUACAAGACCGGGCAGCUCGAGUUUUCUAAAGACACGAAAUACUUUGCCGGCCUAAAAUGCGAGCCCCUGAUUCUUAACGCGGACAGGCACUACCAUGGUUAUAUUCGCAAGCUCGUUGCACAUGGCUUUUCUGAGAAGGCUAUGAGAGAGCAGGAGUCGGUGCUGAAACAAUAUGUCGACCUGAUGUUUCGAAGGGUGGAAGAAGAAGGACAGGAUGGAACUCAGCCGGUGGACAUCUUGAAGUGGUUCAAUUACGUGACUUUUGACUUCAUCGGUCUUCUCACUUUUGGGGAGUCCUUUGACUGCCUUACCACAGCUACCCUCCACAUCUGGAUCAAGAUUUUCUUCUCCUUGGCCAAGUCCAUGGCUUAUCACCAAGUGCUUUCUCGCUUCCCAUACCUACUUCGUUUUCCGAUAGCGCUCUGGUUGAUUCCGUCUAAGGUUAUCUCGGAGGGGAAGACGCUGAAACAGUUGCAAAUUGAAAAAGUCAAGCAUCGUCUGAAAACACAGCCAACAGUGCCAGACUUCAUGGACAAAUUGAUCGCAGCUUACAACUCAGGCAAGAUGUCGUUUGGGCAGUUGGAGGGCAACUCGCAGAUCCUGAUCGCCGCUGGAAGCGAGACAACCGCCACACACCUGUCAGGUCUCACUUGGCUUCUUAUGAAGAACCCCCGUGUGAUGGAUAUACUUGCUACUGAAGUCCGCACGGCUUUCUCUCAUCCGGAUGAGAUUACUUUCACGGGCGUCAACAACUGCAAGUACCUCCUCGCCUGCAUUGAGGAGGGUCUUCGUGUCUACCCACCAUCACCCCAACCUCACCAUCGCAUUGUCCCUCCCGGUGGCGCCACUGUCAACGGCGAGUUCCUGCCGGAGGGCGUGUCUGUCAGCAUUCCAAUAUAUGCCGCAUCCAAUAGCCCUGUCAAUUGGACCCGUCCUGAGGAGUUCAUCCCCGAGCGCUGGCUGGGCGAAAACCCCGAAUUCGAUGGCGACCAGCGGGAUGCCUCUCAGCCUUUCCAAUUGGGUCCGAGGGCGUGUGUUGGAAGGAACCUGGCUUAUGCUGAAAUCAAACUUAUCAUGGCUAGACUCAUCUGGCAGUUUGAUAUAGAAAACGUGACCGAGAAGGAUUGGAUGGGAAGCCAGAAGGUGUUCAUGGUGUGGGAGAAGAUGCCUCUUUGGAUCAAACUACAUCCCGUCAGACAGUAG